CCCGAAACAUCAGCUUUCCUGCUUCUCUGAUGCUGCUUGUCCUGCUGUGUUCAUCCAGCUGUACAACUUGUUACCAAAGAAAGAUGCAGUAGUUUUUGUCAAGGUCUGCCCUGAACAGCUCCAUGAUGCCGGACUCUGUGGUCUAUAGGCUGGUCCCGGGGAUGUACACUGAGAGAAACAUUGACCACGCCUGGAGGAUCAUCAACUCACUGACUUUCUUUCGUCUGCCUGAAACUUGUUGGUCUUCUCGAGUCAAGAGUUGACAUUGACUGAGUGUUGCAGAUUGGUACAUUUCAAGGUCCAGGGCUACAUGCUGACGGAUACACUAAAGCUUUGGGCAGAUACCACCAAGAUGCACUGGGGAAAGAUUACCAUUUAAGGUCUUCCUGCCGAAGUAUAACGGUCGUCCGAUUAGUUGUCAGACCCUCUCAUUGCCUCAGAAUGAACAUCAUCACAUUGUUUCAUGAGGAGAGUGCAUGCAUCAGAUAUGGACAGAAGGGCUGGAUGAACCAGAGGGUAUUUUCCGAUACGAAAACAAGAAACCAGUCAAUGUGGUUCAUCCUUCCAAGGAUGUUGUUUCUCCGUCAGCUGCGGUGAGGAGAAUAGACCCAGCCACUCUCCUUUUCUUCGGGGACGAGGUCUGACAGAUUCUUGUUAAGUUUGGUUGAAAUUACAGUUGCUACAUGUGUGUGAAUUUGGACAUAAACUGAGCAAUGAAGAAAUCUGGAAUGUAUAUCAGGAACAAAAAGAAAGCUUCCAAACAGCAUGUGCGAGAUGAACAAACUGAGGGAAAUAAAGUUAAACCUGCGUUGGAUCAGGGACGAAGUAAUGAAUCAAAGAAAGAAAAGACAGAGCUUUCUGGAUCUUCUCCAUUGUUCUUCAGGAAAUUAAGUAAUCCUGAUCUCUCCUGUGCAUCUGGAAAAGUCUCAAAACUCCAGCAUCAAUUUGGCGAUGAAGAUGGUAAACUUCGAAGAGGGAGCUUUGGCGCUGUACUGGGAGGUAAACACUUGCUGCCUCUUUCAAGUAGCAGUGGACCAUUGACUUGCCAGUUGUCUGGAGAAUCCUCCAACUUGGUACGAAUGAGGAAUCAAAAUUUAGGACAAUCAGCUCCAUCCCUCACUGCUGGCAUGAAAGAAUUAAGUUUGCCAAGAAAAGGAAGUUUUUGCCGUACAAGUAACAGGAAGAGCCUGAUUGUGACUUCAAGUACUUCUCCAACACUACCACGGCCACAUUCUCCGCUGCCAGGGCACACAGGUAGCAGCCCUCUUGACAGUCCAAGAAAUUUUUCUCCAAAUGCAGCAGCUCACUUUUCAUUCAUACCAGCACGAAGCCAUGGUCACAGAGCUGACAGGACUGAUGGACGCCGAUGGUCCCUGGCCUCCCUGCCUUCUUCUGGAUAUGGAACCAAUACGCCCAGUUCCACAGUAUCUUCAUCCUGCUCAUCACAGGAAAAACUUCACCAGCUGCCAUAUCAGCCGACAGCCGAUGAACUGCAUUUCCUCAGCAAGCACUUCAGCACAGAGAGCAUCACAGACGAUGAUGGACGACAGUCUCCUGCCAUGCGUCCUCGGUCACGCAGCCUCAGCCCUGGACGAUCCCCUUGUUUCUACGAUAAUGAGAUAGUAAUGAUGAACCAUGUGUAUAAAGAAAGAUUUCCAAAGGCCACGGCUCAAAUGGAAGAGAACCUCCAGGAAUUCAUUACAUCCAGUGCACCUGAAAAUGUGCUGCCUCUCGCAGAUGGGGUUCUCAGCUUUAUCCACCAUCAAGUUAUUGAAUUGGGUAGGGAUUGCCUGGCAAAAUCCCGAGAUGGGCUCAUUACCUCCAGAUACUUUUUUGAGCUGCAAGAGAACCUCGAGAAGCUACUGCAAGAUGCUCAUGAACGGUCAGAGAGUUCGGAGGUAACAUUUGUGACCCAACUGGUAAAGAAGCUGAUGAUCAUUAUUGCACGGCCAGCGCGACUGCUUGAAUGUCUGGAGUUUGAUCCUGAGGAAUUCUAUCAUUUGUUGGAAGCAGCUGAAGGCCAUGCCAAAGAAGGGCAAGGAAUCAAGACUGAUAUUCCCCGUUACAUCAUCAGUCAGCUGGGGCUCACCAGGGAUCCCUUGGAGGAAAUGGCCCAGCUGACAAGCUAUGAUAGUGGCAAUCCAGAGGCCCCAGAAACUGAUGAUUCUAUUGAUGGUCAAGGCGCCGCAGUUCACACAAAGAAAACUCCAUGUGAGGAAGACUUUGAAAACUUAAAGCUAAUAAGCAAUGGAGCCUAUGGAGCUGUCUACCUUGUAAGGCAUAAGGAAACUCGACAGAGGUUUGCUAUGAAGAAAAUUAACAAGCAGAACCUAAUUCUAAGGAACCAAAUCCAACAAGCUUUUGUUGAAAGAGAUAUCCUUACCUUCGCUGAAAACCCUUUUGUUGUCAGCAUGUUUUGCUCGUUUGAGACUAAACGGCACUUGUGUAUGGUAAUCGAAUAUGUAGAAGGUGGUGACUGUGCAACUUUAUUGAAGAAUAUUGGUGCUUUGCCUGUUGAAAUGGCCAGGAUGUAUUUUGCAGAGACUGUGUUGGCUUUGGAGUACCUACACAAUUAUGGUAUUGUUCAUCGAGACCUCAAGCCAGACAAUCUGCUCAUCACUUCCAUGGGUCACAUCAAGCUGACGGAUUUUGGACUUUCAAAGAUUGGCCUGAUGAGCCUCACCACUAAUUUAUAUGAAGGACAUAUUGAAAAAGAUGCAAGAGAAUUUCUUGACAAGCAGGUAUGUGGAACUCCAGAAUAUAUCGCUCCUGAAGUGAUACUGCGACAGGGUUAUGGAAAGCCAGUGGAUUGGUGGGCCAUGGGUAUAAUCCUGUAUGAAUUUCUAGUCGGAUGUGCUCCUUUCUUCGGAGAUACUCCAGAGGAACUGUUUGGACAAGUGAUAAGCGAUGAGAUAGCUUGGCCAGAAGGAGAUGAUGCUUUACCACCUGAUGCAGAGGACCUCAUCUCAAAGCUGCUAAGGCAAAAUCCAUUGGAACGACUGGGCGCAGGCAGUGUGUAUGAAGUGAAGCAACAUCGGUUUUUCACAGAACUGGACUGGAACAGUCUGCUUCGUCAGAAAGCUGAAUUCAUUCCUCAGCUUGAGUCAGAAGAUGACACCAGUUACUUUGACACUCGAUCUGACAGGUACCAUCAUCUUGAUUCUGAUGAAGAAGAUGACACUAACGAGGAUGACCGGUUAGAACUUAAACAGUUUUCAUCAUGUUCACCAAGAUUCAGCAAAGUUUACAGUAGCAUGGAACGGCUUUCCCUACAUGAAGAAAGGAAAACACCACCUCCAACCAAACGCAGCUUCAGUGAGGAGAAAGAAGAUCGAAUCGAUAAGUUGGAUGGUCUUGGCACUCUGAAGACCCGAGAUAGGAGCUGGAUAAUUGGAUCGCCUGAAAUUAUCCGAAAGCGCAUGUCAUUGUCAGAAUCGUCACACACUGAAAGUGACUCCAGUCCUCCACUAACAGUCAGGCGCCGUUGUUCAACAUUAAUAGAGAUGCCACGUUUUGCUAUUUCUGGGGAAGAUGAGGGAAAGAAGCAGCAAGCAACUAGAACAUGGGAAGACGUGCCCUUAACUAUACCAGAACAACCCGCAGAGAAAGACCUCACACUGGAAGUGGAUGUUAGUCCUGCCACACCAGCUUCGACAAUCAGUAACAUUAGCAGCUCAACUUUAACUGCUGGCAGCACCACUGAUCUAUCUGAUCAGAGGUCUCGCAGCAACAGCACUGAGGGAUCAGACACUUCAACUCCAAAAGCAAUCAGUGACCUAGCAGUCCGCAGAGCUCGGCACAGGCUAAUGUCUGGGGAAUCGACUGAGAAACGCAGCUCGAGGCCAGUUAAUAAAGUGAUCAAAUCAGCCUCUGCAACUGCCUUGUCCCUUAUGAUCCCUUCGGACCACCAUACUGGUUCUCCCUUAGCCAGCCCUAUGUCACCACGCUCUUUGUCGUCCAAUCCAUCCUCACGAGAUUCCUCACCAAACCGUGAUUUUUUUCCUGCCGUGAGCAAUCUGAAGCCUCCAAUCAUUAUCCACAGAGCUGGAAAAAAAUAUGGCUUUACCCUUCGAGCUAUUCGAGUGUAUAUGGGAGAGAGUGAUGUCUUUACAGUUCACCAUAUGGUUUGGCAUGUCGAAGGAGAUGGACCUGCUCAUGAAGCUGGCCUGCAAGCAGGGGACCUGAUAACUCAUGUCAAUGGGGAGCCUGUCCAUGGCCUCGUUCACACAGAAGUGGUCGAGCUCAUAUUAAAGAGUGGAAACAAGGUUUCAAUAUCAACAACUCCUUUUGAGAAUACUUCAAUCAAAAUUGGGCCAGCUCGGAGAUCUAACUACAAGACAAAGAUGGCAAGGAGAAACAAGAAGGGUAAAUCUAAAGAUGGCCAAGAAAGUAAGAAAAGAAGCUCACUCUUUCGAAAGGUUACAAAGCAAGCGACAUUGCUACAUACAAGUAGAAGUUUGUCCUCCCUGAAUCGAUCGCUUUCAUCUGGAGAAAGUGUACCAGGUUCACCAACCCACAACCUUUCCCCUCGCUCACCAACCCAGAGUUAUAGGUCCACACCGGACUCUGUACACUCAGUUGGUGGUAAUUCUUCACAGAGCAGUUCUCCAAGUUCCAGUGUGCCAAAUUCUCCAGCCAGUUCUGGUCACAUUCGCCCAAGCUCCCUCCAAGGAUUGGCUCCCAAACUUCAGCGACAGUAUAGGUCACCCAGGCGCAAGUCUGCAGGGAAUAUCCCCCUUUCUCCUCUAGCUCGUACACCAUCACCCACUCCUCAGCCAACGUCUCCUCAGCGCUCCCCGUCUCCCCUGCCUUCACAUUCUCUGGGCAGUUUGAAUGCAGCACAAUCAUUUCCAGUUAAAUUACACUCUUCCCCACCACUGGUGCGGCAGAUCUCCAGGCCUAAGAGUGCAGAAUCUCCAAGAUCACCUUUAUUAAAGAGGGUGCAGUCAGCUGAAAAAUUGGCUGCCACUCUGUCAUCUGAAAAGAAGUUGUCAUCUUCCCGAAAACACAGCCUGGACAUUUCACACUCAGAAUUUAAGAAAGAAAUGCUGCAGAGAGACCCCAGUCUGCAGAGUUUACAGGAAUCUGCUAAUGAGACGCAAGGCAGCAAACGUGGCCCUGCGGAAAAGGGAACACUAAAGCAACCUGCUGCCCGAAAAAUCGGUAGGCAAGAAUCAUCCGAAGGAAUGAGUAAGGGAAAAUUGAAUGACAAACUGGUAGCAAUAAGACAUGAUAGGGCAGAAAGAAGAGAAGCAUUACAAAAGCAAGAUGCCAUUCACGAGGUAGACAUCUCUGAAGAUGAAAGUGAUGAAGGUUCAGAAGACAGCCAGGAAGGGAGAAAGUUGCAUCGGUCUUCUGCUCAAACUGACGUUUCGAAUUUACUUGAAACGUGUUAUAAUUCACGUAAAGCAGAAAGUAGAGAUUCUUCAGAGGAUGAUCUCAGCUCUAUGUUCUUAUCAGAGUCUAAAGAAAUGAGAAGUUCAGCACCACGUAAAAUAGCAGAACAAUAUCAGUCAGAAGAAUCUUCAACUUACACUGUAUCUGGGGAAAAGGCUGUACUAGAAGAUGAUGUCUUGAACAUAGAGAAGAAUGGCCCGAAUAAAACAGAUUCCAGAGACUUGAAAACUAUUGAAGUAAAACAGCCUAUAAUGGAUUGUGUUACCACAAAAGUUAAUGAUUCACCCAAAAUACUUUCAAUGCAAAAAGCCACAGAGGAACCAUCAAACCAAGAACUCAGGAACACAGCAGCAUUCAAAAUACAUCAAGACAUUCAAAUAGAUUUGUUGGAAGCUGGUAUUGUUAGCAGUAGCACUCCUCUCAAUCAGCUAAUGCAUAGAAAACCUACAGAGGAUGAACAUUACAAACUACCGGAAGCAGAUGAUCAACAUCAGCUUUUCAGUUUGGUGUCAUGUCAUACCUUAGAGCAUCCCCAGAGAAUUGAUGAUCCUAAAAAGGAUGCCAUGCGAACUGAUUGCAAGCCAAGUGUUGAGGUCAAAGGCCAAAUUGUGAAUAAGCAAAAAGAUUCAUUUGGAAUUGGUGCAAAGUCUUUUCAUUCAAAUAAUGCCAAGUCUCUUAAACAUUCCACUGUAGAGGAAAUGGACAGAAGAUCAAGCCAAAGUGAGCAAAUAUUAAACGAAAAUGAGAGGCCUGACACCAAAACUCAACCUGUGAUAAAUAUGGAAAGCACCGGUAGCUCAAAAUGCUCUCCAGCUAGCUUUGUUAAAACGCCUUUUGUUUCCCAUUUAGCCACUGUUGCCAAAAAUGUAUUGGGUCCAGUGAAGUUGGCCAUCCCUGGGAUAACAGAGACUGAGAGGAGGAAAGAAGUAAGUUCACAUGAUUUGGUAGCCAGGAAUGAUAAAGAAGGGCCACAUUUUAACACAUUUAGCCCUGCUACAGUGUCGAGCAUCACAACACCCUUAUCAAAGCCUGAAAGUUCAAAACUGAAAUUCGAAGAGAAGGGCAUCGUUUAUGGUUCACUGUUAAAACCUGAGCCAAUUGUGGAAGCUUCAUGUGAGCAAAAAGCUGUGCAAGAUACUGCAAGAAUUUCAUCACCAGAACAGCAACAGAAUGUGGAAAAGUGUGGGAGAGAUCAACCUGGGAGCUGUCGUGUAAAAAGUAAAGAAUCAGUAGACUGUAAGACAGGGCAGAACUUGCAGCUGUCACACAAAUUUGCAUGUGAUAAUUUCAAAAAAACAUAGUUGAUAAUUUCCAGCUUGAGGCAAGUGGGUCAUCAGCAUUUAACUAUAAAUACCUUUUUUUGGAGGUUACUUAAAGCUGCAUGUUUGACUUUGUAUCCAGACACUAUUGCAAACAAAACAAAAAUCAAAUAUGUAUGAAUAGUUUAGCAUUUUCUUAACACUAUAGUCAGUUUUGGGGGAAAGCCCUGCGCUGCUGAUCUGCUACUGUUUUAUUUUUUGUUUGGAAGCGAGCUAACAUUUCAAACAGGGUAGCUGGCAUUUUUUUCCUACUCUAUUGCGAAUACCAAUUUGAGUUUAAGUUGGACCAAGGAUCCUUUUGAAAAUUGCAAAUUGGUGGUAGUUCCUGUGUACACUGUGAUUUUAUGAGAAAUGCCAUAAUGCGCAUUAAUGAAUACAAGACAUUUAGCAGUCAUAUCAUCUCUGUUUUCCUCAUUUUCAAAUUUAAGUGACUCCUAUCUGCGAAAUGUCUAUGAUGCACAUUGACAGCGGUAUACGUGCAACCCAAGUUUGCCAACAAAGCCUUGCGAGAGGCUUAUCGUUAUUAUUUACUAGAUUCUUUGUUGUCAUGGUGUUGCCUGAACUCUUAGCUCUGUAAUGUAACUUGUCACUGUGCAAGGUAAUACAUUCCUGCAGAGCAUUUGACAGUGUACUGUAUUUUGUCCUUCUUUUGUAUUAAUGUAUCAGAGAAAUGUAUCUUAUUUAUUGUAAAUAUAUACACGACAGUCUUGGAUGUCUUUCUGGGUUUGUGCCACAUAGAUAUUUUGUUUUCCUGGAGAAAUGUUGUGAAUAUGUAAUGGAAGUACUUUCACAAAAAAGUGAGAAGCAUUUAAAAAAAACGUUUUAGUACUUAUUUAAUCAAUAUAGAACGUUACCAUGAACUGUUGCAGUAGGGGCUUUUGUGUUGCAUUAUUAUUGGCAUGUUGAAUUUAAUGUCAUCCCUUUAAAUAUAAAGAAUUUUUUCAUAUUUCAAAACACAUGUUGAAUAAUACCUAGAUGACCUAAAAUAUUUAUGGCAGUUUGCUUCACUUUUUUUUUUAAAAGCUCCCAUUACAACAAUAUAACAACUUUGCGAUAGUUUUAUGUAACUGUUAGUUUUCAGUGAUGUGAAAGUUUUAAUUUGGUUUCACUUUUUCUUUUUCCUUUGUUUCUCCCUGCCAAUCCCCUCCCAACCAAACCCUGCCCCUAAUCAUGUUGCUGUUAUGAUGUAUUGCACUAAUAGAACUCGGAGCUUCUGCUAGCCUAACAAUCGUAGAUUGCUUUGUUUCAUUAGCAGCUACAUUUUGCUAAAUGUGUCAGAUAGUUGAACUGAGUAAGUUAGACUGUUAUCAGUUAAUACUGACUGAUUUUAAUUGCUGUGUUUAAAUUUUUAAAAUAAAAAAGGAAAAGUGCAGGUUCUAAGGACAUUACAGUACUGUGGAGCUCCUUCUUUUAUUCACAGUACAUCUAACUUUCAGCUAUAAUGUUUUCACUCAAAAGUUAAUGAGGAAGAAUACUUGAAAUAAAGGGGGUGUGUUUACUGCCGUGAAAAGGGGUAUGGCAUUUUCUUUUGUGUUGUCUUUCAUAUUUCUUAAUUUGGAAUGAAGAUUUGUGCUUGUUUUCUAAAUGCUUUAAUGCCUCACAAGACCACAGACAGUACUAUGCAACACUCUAGUAGUGUUCAUUAUCUAAAUGGCAAUGGGUGUGCACCUGCAAUUAUGACAGAUAUAAAAAAAACUUAUAAAUUACAGAUUAAUUGUGUUUAAUUUGUUCUUUGAUGUGGCGGUUAAGACAUAAUUUGCAACACUGUGACAAAGAAAUGUGAUUAAUUUCUAAAUUGUGCAUAAAUGUGGUAUGAUUCAGUUAUUUUUAAAAAAACCAGUAUUCCAAUUUCAACACGUCAUUUGCAAUAAAGACACUUCUUAACAAGUAAAAAUAAUUUAAAAUGAAUUUAAAUUAAUUGAAAUAUCCUGUUCAAUCUGCUACAUUUUGACAUAAUAAGAGUUAGUUAUAUAUCACCUCCGAGAAAUGUCUGAAUGCUUUUUGUACACAAAGGAUCAGUUGUGAUGCCCUCAGUAUGGAUUCAAUUCCAACACAGGCUGAGGUUAGCAUGAACUAUUCUCCUUCUCAGCCUUUCCCCUGGCCUGAGGCAUGGUGACCCUAAAGUUAAACCACCACCAGUCGUCUCUCUCUGAUGAAAGAGCAACCGUAUGGUCCUAUGAGGCAAUGACAACUAUGUUUUACAGCAGUUGACUUCCAAAUGCAGAUCUAUGUUAUAAUGCAUAAGCAUAUGUAUUGGAAAGGGCUUUUAGUCACAGAGCACGCGUGUUCUUUCCAUAGACUACAUAUAUAUCAAUGUAAUUCUUAAAGCCUCUGAGCAUGUUGAGCUAUCACAAAUGAAAUCUCUGAGAAGAAUAAAUAAUGUAAUCCUUUUUCUAAAACCUCAUAAAAUAAUAUAGUGAAAUUUCACAGUAACUUUCUAAUAUUACAGCUUAUUUUACUCAAUCUUAACCACUUUAAUGAUAUUAUUGACAUUUAUGCAGCCUCGGCAUAGUACAGAGUUAUAUUUUUUGAAAAUUGCCUAUUGACUGAUAUAACACAAAAUGUUUAUAUAUGCCCUUGUUAAUUAGUUAUUUAUCCAGUUUCUUUUUUGCUUGAGUUUAGGAACAUAAAACUAUUAAAAGGGCAAUAUCCAUACAACUUUCCUUUGUACGUUGAAAACAAGUUUAAUUUUGUGCAUUUUUGCUUGUAACUUGGUGAGAUACUUCUGGAACCUCUGUGAUUCCUCCAAUUUUUCUGACAUUUUUUUGAAGAGCGAGUUGUGAGAAUUGUGCACAAUAUUCCCAAUGACCUUUGCAAUGAGUUAUGUGAAAGUAAAAUAGUUGCUUGCACAUCUAAUGUGGUUCUUUACACAUUGAGUUCUAUGUUGAAAUAGCAGCAGUGAAGUGCUUUGACCAUAAAGAGGCACAUUUCGGCAGUUGGUUUUUAUCCAGGCCAAUAUUACUCCACUGGUUCAGACAAAAUAAACGGUAGAAGUUUACCAAAUGUUCUGUAAUAAUAAUGUGGCUGAGUAGAUGGGAUGUGUUUCCAUACAGAGUCAACAAUUACGCUGCAUUAGGCAAACACAUUUUACAAAUGUGGAUUAUGUGGUCUUUUAGUUUGAAGCCUCUUAGCCAUAGUAAUCUGUUUCAGUCUGUGCUUUAACCAAUUGACCAAAACUAAAGUUACUUCACUUUGUGGUUUCUAAGAGUCUUUGCUACGGAUCAGGGGUUUCCCUUAAGGAGAAGAUUAUCCAAAGUUUCCUUCAAUCUCAAAGGAGAAAUAUUUCUUGAAAAUCAAAUGUUUUGGUGAAUUCAAGUUGAAUUGAAACUUAAGUGCUGUCUUUCUGUUUGUUUGAUUGUUAAUGAGUGCCUCCUCCAUUCAGUUUGAUUAUUUCUGGUUCACAGUAAUACAAAAAUAAAGUCACAUAGUACUUUGGUCACCAAAGUGCAUUUCUUAUCCUUCAUUGGUCAGUGUUUAUAUGAAUAAGUCCCCUUUUCUGACUAUUUCUCUUUCCCAUGCACACACCCUGCCUGUAACUAAACCAUGGAGAGUAACCUAUCUACAGACUAGCCACUUACAUAACAAGAUGGCUUCAAUCAACAUGCUAAUGCACACGGGGCAUUCCAUUAAACUGAGACUGAAAAAGGAAGUGAAAAAUACCGGAAAAAAAAAAUCGGUCAGUGGAAUUCCUUUGGUCAAGGAAAUAUGGUGUUGAUCGAUUGUAAAGACACUAUUGAAUGCAGGCUCUAUAUUAAGACUUCUUUUGGUACACUUGUUCAACAUUUGUUCCAAUUCCAAGAUGACAGUGGGUACUCAAAACCUUUAGUUUUGUGCAUACACCUACCUAGCUGAAGUUUUCCAGAUAAGAGCUUACUUGUUUUCUUUCACUUCUUCAGCUAGAUUUUUCAGAAGCCCUGUCCACUGAUCACAGCAGCCCUGCAGCCUUGUAACAUCCCAUGGAUUGUUAAAUGACUGCACUUGGGACUUCAGCCCAUAGUCAGGAGCAAGUCGAUCCUUGGAAAUCACUGUAGCACCAGUAGUGUAAGGACUGGAGCUAGAAACUCCCACAAAGGAAUUUUGUUUUUUGCCCUCUCUGCCUGCACACUUAUUGGCAGGGGACUAAGAUUUCUGCCUCUUGUUUUGCCCAAGAUCCAACCUAAAUAAACAAAAGCAAAAUGCUGCAGAUAUUGAAAACCUGAUUGUAUUAAAAAUAACUGCUGGAAAAACUCAGCAGGAUGGACAACAUCUGUGAAAAAUAAAACAGGUUAUAUGUUUAAGAUCAAUGAGCUGUGUAAUUAGAACUGCUUGAGGGAUUUAAGUGUAGGAAAUGCGUUAUUGUGAAUGAAAAUACCUAUGUAAAUAAAGAAAGUAUUCAAUGCAAACAUCUGUUGGAGUAAAGUAAGACAGUUCUGAUGAAAGGUCAUUGAGCUGGACGUACAGGCAUGGGUUAGGAGCAGUCAAAGGCCAUUAGGCCCACUCAAGUCUCCUCCUCCACUUAAUAGAAUCAUGGCUGAUCUGAUUCGAAUCUCAACUCCACCUUCCUACCUAUCCCCCUUUCUUCUCAAGUCUGUCUACUUCUGCCUCAAAAAUAGUCAAAGAUUCUGUUUCUACAGCCUUUUGCAGAAGAUUAUUUGAAAACCUAUGACUCUCUGAGAAAAUCAUGGCUGGAUUUUUGUGGAGUUCAGGAGACUUUGUAGAACUUUGAAAAAGGUGGUUGGGAACAUUUCCGGGGACCCAGCACCCCAGUUAUUCUCACUGUGCGAUAAUGGCAUGGGCUG
Molecule: messenger RNA, 11494 nt
Organism: Stegostoma tigrinum
Lineage: Eukaryota; Metazoa; Chordata; Chondrichthyes; Orectolobiformes; Stegostomatidae
Gene: mast2
Product: microtubule associated serine/threonine kinase 2
Exons: 32
Coding region: 714-6698 (1994 amino acids)
Biological process (GO): intracellular signal transduction; peptidyl-serine phosphorylation
Cellular component (GO): microtubule cytoskeleton
Molecular function (GO): protein binding; ATP binding; protein serine/threonine kinase activity
Source: RefSeq, a predicted model, not a curated record